AUGCCAGCGUUCAUUGACUUCAUCGCGGUAUUUGCUCAUCCACCACGGCAAAAGGAAAUAGGCUUCAGUGGUUUCUUCGACCAAACAACUCUCUCGUAUAGACCAACCACCAGCAACGCAGCGCAGCAGUCGUCUACGGGUGCCUUGCCGACUGCAAACACAGCGCAGCCCUUGACACAAGCAGUAAAAGUGCCUCGGGGGCCAACAAUUACCGCAUUAGGACGGAGUGGUAGACAGUAUCAAAUGUGCUACAACCUGAAAAGAGUAGCGAGGAUUGACGACAAGAGUUCAAACAAAUUCACUGAUCAGGACUGGUCCAUCCAGCAGAGUCAGUUCCAUCAUCAGUUUGAUGUAGAGCAAGGAACGACAUUAUGGAUGAACGCAAAAGGCCGACUGAAAGACUACCGCGAUAAAGUACUAGAGCUCACUGGAAGUGCCAAAGGCAUUCCGGAAGAGCUCACUUUUGACACUACCGAGAACUGUUUCCGCUCCAGCCUAAUCGUGCAUUUGAUGAACUGCCACUGGGCGACGGGGGACUGGAGGGGCUACUUGAAUCAUCUUGAAAUCGCGAUCAGCUCUUUGACAGAUGAAGUCCCUGUAGGGAUAUGGCUGAACAAGAACUUCACUCCCAAAGUUCUCCAGGAUGUUCAGCAGUUCGAGGAGAAAGCAAGCAGUGCAGUCAUGGUCUUGGAGUCCAACAUGGAAGUGAUGACAGAAAUGCGCAAAUUUUACGAGAAGCUGAUAACGAAUGAUGAAUUUCCGAUGAAGGACCCAUGCGCAGAGGAUGUUCUGGCCUUUGUUCAACAACUAAACAACAUGGUCCACGCAUUUUCUGGUCAAAGACGACGAGCCAUAUUGCUAGUCGACCUAACUGGAAACAGGAAAAAUCUGCUACUCCAGAAGCUCCAAAGUCUUGCGACCAAGAAGAUGGAAGAUCUAACAACAAUGUCGUAUCGCGAGGCCAUCAUUAUGAAGGUCAUCGCCGGUGGGACAUUUAUUUUCCUCCCUGCAACAUUUGUAUCAACCUUCUUUAGCACCGACGUCGUAAAGUACCAGGGGUCCUCGAGUGGAAAGGGUGAUUUUUCGUGGGAAGCUAUGAGAAUAUGGCUCGCAGUCACCGUACCAUUGACUGUUGCAACAUUCGUCAUAGGUUUCCUGGUUUUCUACCUGGCGGAUGAGAGACGAAAGCGUCGCCUGCCUUCGUCUUACGACGAGAAGGAGAAGGAUGCGUAG
Messenger RNA from Paraphaeosphaeria sporulosa, 1233 nucleotides. RefSeq lists its product as uncharacterized. Lineage: Eukaryota; Fungi; Ascomycota; Dothideomycetes; Pleosporales; Didymosphaeriaceae. Bases 1 to 1233 code for a protein of 410 amino acids. The record is from RefSeq and is a predicted model, not a curated record. The transcript is spliced from 2 exons.